This is a messenger RNA of Bacillus rossius redtenbacheri, 1750 nucleotides long. RefSeq names its product endo-polygalacturonase-like. The transcript is spliced from 2 exons. Gene Ontology annotation, molecular function: polygalacturonase activity. NCBI's taxonomy places the organism in Eukaryota, Metazoa, Arthropoda, Insecta, Phasmatodea, Bacillidae. The coding region runs from base 161 to 1399 and encodes 412 amino acids. Gene Ontology annotation, biological process: carbohydrate metabolic process. The record is from RefSeq and is a predicted model, not a curated record.
ACUAACACUUGCACUGUUAAAAUAUGUACAUUUAAGUACUGGUGUCAGAUGUUACCAGAGAACGGUCAUCUACUAGCGAUACUGCAAGCAAAGUAUAUUGGAUAGAGUUCAAAAACCAUUCAUCUUAUAUCUUUAUACAAAGGUACUAACUAUAACCAAAAUGCAGAAAAUUUCAGCUAGCAUUUUCCAAAUCUUCACGAUUUUGACCUUAAUUCAAGCUGGAAGUGCAAAAGAUCUUCGCAAUGUCACAGAACCCAAAACUCCACAAACUUGCGUGUCACUGAAAGCAACCGGAGGGGAUGACACCGACCUUAUCCAGAAAGCUCUGAACUCUUGCACCACGGGCAAAGCUGUCGCACUGUCGUCUGGUAUAUUUAACUCCGGUCCCAUCACUAUACCAUCUGGAGCCAGUCUUCUGGUGGACAGUGGCGCCGCACUGAAGGCUAUCCCAGACCCUAAGUUAUAUGACCAAGGAGCGAAAACAUGCGGCACUCUGGACCACUACGGCGUCGGCUGCAAGGCCUUCAUCACAAUGCUCCGAGCCAAAGGCAGUGGAAUCUAUGGCAAAGGAGUGAUUGAUGGUCAAGGUGGCCAGAAAAUGACUGGGACAAACACGACGUGGUGGAAGCUCACCCAUGACGCUAGGGUUACCGGAAAACACCAGAACAACCCUAGACUGAUACAAAUCAACAACUCUGUAGACAUCACUGUGUACCAGAUCACGUUAAAGAACUCUCCUUUUUACCACCUUACCAGCAGCGAGACAAAUGGAUUCACAGUAUGGGGCAUCACCAUUGACUCGGCUAAUGCCACUAGCAACAAUGAUGGCAUCGACCCAACGGGAUCACAGAAUGUCACUAUAGCCUACUGCAACAUAAGCACAAUUGACGACAACAUAGCUAUAUCAGCACUGAUCGCACCAUCACGACACAUUUCACUUUACAAAAACCAUUUCAAUCAUGGUAACGGAGUUGCGAUAGGCAGUCCAACCAACUACGGAAUCAGCGAUGUGACCUUUUCUGCGCUCACGCUGAAUCACCUCACCUACGGGCUGUACAUCAAGAGCGACACCUUGAACGGCGGGCUGGUAACAAACAUCACCUACGACAACAUCUGCAUCGAGAAUGUUCGGUACCCCAUCUGCCUCGACACGCACUACUACAAUAAGACUGGCAGCAGGAUACCGGAGUUCCGGAACAUCAGCUACAACAAUGUGGCGGUCCACACAAAAGGAACCUUUAUAUUUGACGGCCUCAGCGAAGCGCACCCUGUUGAAGUAAAGCUAAGUAACGUGAAUGUACAGAAAGGUUCAGAAUUGUUUAUAAGUCAUGCUAAGAUUAAUGGAAAAUGGAACAACGAUUUAAGAAACAAAUACUGUGGACAAUACGGCAAUAAAUAGCUGAUUUUUUUUUGUUUCAUAAUACAUUCUUUCAAGGUAAAAUCAUAUGAGAGAAAGCAAAAGUGUUUCGAAACUAUUAUCUCAGAUAUUUUGUAUAUUUGGAGAGUACUGUAUAAACUUAAUGCUAUUUUAUUCUCAUGCUUGUUAUUUGAUCUUUAGAUAUAUACGCAUAAAAAGCUAAUUUUAAUUCACAAACUGGCAAAUCCAUAUUAAUGAAAAGAAUACAAUGUUAAUGUUAAAUAUAAGAGCUAGUUUUAUUUAAGGCAAUUUUUCUGUGGAAUACAGAUCAGAAACAAUGCUAUAAUAGUGUUUGAGAUUCGCUAACAUUAAAAUAAUAAUAAUAAAAAUAAU